AUGUCUCAAAAAUUAGGUCACACAGGGUUAGCAUUUGCCCGUAUUUGGCACCAUGUUGAUAUGUCUAAAGACAAACGUACUUUGGGUAGAUUAGCAUCUUCUAUUGCAAUCACCUUAAUGGGCAAACAUAAGCCUGUUUAUCAUCCUACUCAAGAUUGUGGCGACUAUGUGGUUGUUACUAAUUGCCAAAAUUUACGUAUAACGGGUAAAAAGUUUGAACAAAACACUUAUUGGUCACAUAGCGGUAAGCCGGGCCAUUUGAAAUUAACUCCAAUGAAUGUCAUGGCUGAUAACAAAGGUUAUGGAGAAUUAUUGAUGAGAGCUGUUAGUGGGAUGUUACCCAAGAAUAAAUUACGUAAAAUUAGAUUGGGAAGGUUAAAAGUCUUUGAAGGUAGUGAAAACCCUUAUAAACAGAAUAUCUCUGCAUACUUUGAUGAGCAACCAAAAAUUUUAAAAAAAUUAAGUGAUGUUCCAAAUAUUACGAAUGAACAAAAAUAA
Saccharomycodes ludwigii is the source of this 498-nucleotide messenger RNA. It is a transcript of the gene MRPL23, whose product is annotated as mitochondrial 54S ribosomal protein uL13m. Gene Ontology annotation, biological process: translation; negative regulation of translation. Bases 1 to 498 code for a protein of 165 amino acids. Gene Ontology annotation, cellular component: ribosome; mitochondrial large ribosomal subunit. The transcript has a single exon. Lineage: Eukaryota; Fungi; Ascomycota; Saccharomycetes; Saccharomycodales; Saccharomycodaceae. Gene Ontology annotation, molecular function: structural constituent of ribosome; mRNA binding. The record is from RefSeq and is a predicted model, not a curated record.